AAGUUUGGGGCAUGCUCAUUGGAAUCUUAACUCUUCUAUUCUGUUUCGCCCAGCCGGCAGCGUGUAACCAGUCACUAUCCCGACUCAAUUAUGGCAUUGUAUUUAAGGAAAUAGCAGAUCUGCAUCUUGCAAAUGAACAUUGGAUACAUACAUUUGAAUUGCCUAUACCAGAUAAGAUUGUACUUCCAACAAUAGGACAUUGUCAUAGAGACAACGAAACAUGUAUUAUGGUGAGUCAUGUACUUGCUCAAAUAAAUACAAUUAGGGCCGAAACAUCAGUCCGUAUGGACGAUACAAUAGAUGCAAUAAAAAGGCUAAUACCGGAAACAAGAAGAGGAAUGGAACGUAGACGUAGAAGUCUAUUGCCCUUCAUUGGCCAACUAUCAAAAUCUAUUUUUGGGACAGCAACAUCUGAAGACGUAAACAUGUUAGCUCGACAUGUAAAUGCUCUAACACGUAAAACUUACAAAAUUUUAAAUUCUUUAGAACAACAUGGAAAUCAUUUAAGCUCCUUUAUGCAGACAGCCAAUAAAAGAAUGGACAAUUUACUUGAUGGAAUUAAAACUAACAAAAUUGAAAUUAACUAUAUACAUAACCUAUUAAUGACAUCUACUAAAAAUUUACAAUAUAGUUUUAGCAAAAUGUUGGAAACCCUUGCUUCUCAAAUUAAUCAAUCAAGUCAUUUAAAUCACCUUCUAGAUGAAUACAAAAAUGGUAUUGUAAGUUUAGCAGAAGGAGAGUUAUCCCCUAUUAUCAUACCAUCUAAUAUAAUGCAGCAAACUAUGUCUGAUAUCCAAAACUUGUUGUCUACUAAAUAUUCUGGAUUUCAUUUAACUUAUAAAAAUGUCAAUCAAGUUUAUUCUCAAUCAAAAUUUGUAUGUGGAAGAUUCAAUAAUAGUAUUUAUAUUUCUGUUAAAUUUCCAAUUACUGUUCAGAAGCAACCAAUUAAAUUAUAUCGAGUAUUAGCUUUGCCAGUUCCUGUUAACUCUUCUUCCACGCAUGCAACACAGAUUUUAGAUCUCCCUUAUUAUUUUGCUAUAACAUCAGACAGACAGUAUUAUAUGGCUCUGAAUCAAAAUGCUUUACUAAAUUGUCAUGGAACCAAGUACAUUCACUGCUAUGAAAACAAACCAUUAACACCUGUAACUUCCCAAAGUUGUGCACUUUCAUUAUUUAGCAAUGACAAAGAACUCAUACACUCUUCUUGUAACUUCAGAUUUGUUCAGAAUGUUAUUAAACCAAAUUUAAUUGAGUUAGAUUCUAAUGCCAUUUUAUUAUAUAGGACACCUCUUUUGUCUGUAGAAUGCAAGCAUCAGCAUAAAAUGAUAAAAGGUUGUGACUUUUGUAUAAUUAAGUUACCUUGUCAAUGCUCUGUCAUAACGUCACACAUUUACCUACCACAGAGGCUAAUAGCGUGCCACAAUGAAACAAAUGAUAUCUCUAUUGUACAUCAUGUUAAUUUAAUACUAUUACAGAAAUUCUUUGACAAAACUUUCCAUGAUGAAAUAUUUGCUGACUCUUCAUUUGGCAAACCUGUUAAUGUGUCCCUGCCAAAAUUCAAAUUGUUUGAACAUAAGAUGCACUCUGUUUUAGCAAAUGAUGCUAAAGCACAUUUAAAUUUAUCUAGAAUGGUUGAUUUAGCUAAACAAGAUACUGCUGCUUUCCAAUCGUUAACUGAACCACUCUUAGAUGGACUCAUAGAUAUACAAUCUGAAUGGCCAAACCUUAACUCUAUCCUUAUAUUUUCAACCAUGGGAGUUACCGCAGGGUUAUUCCUGUCAACAGUUUGGUCUUGUAUUAAGAUUAAGAAACUUCUGGUUACAGUGACAAUUCUCAAAAAUGUUCAAACUGCAAGUGCACUACCCACCUCUCCUAUUCCCUCUUUCAUUUACAAAACUAAUCCAAAGCCUACCGAUGAUAGCUCCUUGCCAACCAUUUAUAUAGAUUUGACAUGGGAACAUGCUAUUUUAUUUGUUUGUCUGCUGCAUUUUGCAUUUGUCCUUUUUACAGUUUUAAAGAAGCACUAUUAUAAUCGAAAAACUAUUUUAAUGCUAGAGUUAACAACUGGCGACUCUUGUAUCAUUCUGCCUGUUUUGUCAUUACCUCUUUGUCCAGCUUUCUGUAAGAUCAGGGCACCAUCUGACAUAUCUCACUUCAAAAUACGUGGUCCAUGGUAUAACAAAAAGCUAAAUUUUUCAUGGCCUGAUUUUAAUAUUGAAGAUUCCAGGAAUAGUAAAGCCUUAACUAUGCCUGAUACUGUAAAUUUAACUUUCAUGCAAAGUCUCAAAGUCCGUAAAAUGAUUAAGAAAUCAUUCUUUGUAUACGUAUACAUUCAACAUAAAGGCCACCUCAUAGCGGUGACAAGUGAAACGUUCGGUCCGAACUUUACCUUUAGUCCCUAAAAAUUUAGUAAGCUACAAUUUCUAGUACAUGCCUUUGCAUCUGGCCUCAAAACUCUAUAAAAGUUGAGUAUAAACUUUAUGACAUACUGGAUGCUUGUAUUAUAUUAUUUCUUUUGCAUUUGUAUAUGUAUAUAGGUAUUUUUUAUGUAUUGGUACCAUUACAUUUAUUUUCACUUUUAAAUAUACCUGUUUUAAUAAACAUUGUAUUUUUUUUUCUAUUCAUUUCAACUUUGGGGCCCAAAGUUAAAGGGGUCCGGGCAUUUAUUAUAAUGUUUAUUUUUCUGGAUGUAAUAUUAUGCAAUUCGUUUCUCAUGUAUAUCAUGUAAUUUAUAAAAAUAUGUAUAUUAUGUAAUUGUUUUUUUUAAAUGAAACAUUGUAUUUGUGUUUUUAUCAUUUCAACUGCUUUAUAGUACAGAUAAUUAUAUUAUACUGGUCUAAUUAAUAUUACUUCUUAAAAGUAGAGAUAAUUAUAUUUUUUUCACUAUACAAUUUUUAGAUUUUCAACUGCAAUUCCAAAUUAUUAUUUUAAGAAUUAUAAAAACAAGAUUAGAAUCUAAAAAGGUAGAUAAGUGAUAAGAUUUCUUACAACUUGUCAAUGUUACUCUAAGGUGACACUGAUAGGUGAUAAUUGAUCUUAAAAGCUCUUGGCCAAAAUUAAUAAGUAAUAAAUCCUGUACAGGAAGCCUGAGGUGUUAAGUUGACGGACAUGCCAGAAAAGAUCAAAUACAAAGGUGAUAACUGAUAAUUUAUGCUUUCAAAUUUGAGUGACAAGAUAUCCUGCUCGUAUUUCACGGCUUUUGAGCACUAAAUCGCAGAUUCUGUAUAUAAGUAACCCAGAGCUUUUCAUGGUCAACAUUCACCAUCAGACUAUUAUACAAGUAAUAAAGUUGUUAUUUAAAAAUUAUUUGGAUUUAGGAUUUUUAUAUUUGGAUUGCAGGUAAAUUAUUUCUUAUCAUUUUCGUGUGUUAAAUGUAUUUAUUAUUAUGUUUUUGUUAAUACUAGAAACAUGUUCUUUUGCCUUUAAUAUACUAUAAAAUAAUAUCAUGUAAGAUUUUAUCUUUAGGUUUCAUACUGUAUAAUGUUAUUAAGUAAAUCUAAUUCUGAAUAUUGUAAUAUACAUAUAUAUUACUUGUAAAGCAUGAUGUUUUGAGAUCUUGGAUCGCGCUUAUUGAUUUUUUUGUACAUUUUCCACUUUGAUUUAAAGUAAUUAAUUUAUGCAUUAAUUAAGUAAAAUUUUAAGUAAUUUAAGUUAGUAAUAAAAGUUCAUAACAUAUAAAUUUAGAUAAUUCAUACCAGUUGUAAUAUAUCAAUUUAACAUUUUAAAUUAUUUUUAUAAUGUUUUUCGUUGUUUUAUUUUUACGAAAAGCAUCAUUUAAACUUAUUUCUGUACCGUUAUUGUAGAUUAAGCUAAAGUAUUAAAUAAGUAUAUAAUGGCACGUUUAUAAGAAUAGAAUGUUAACUGAGAUUGCUUCAUUUUUAAUUGUGUUAUUCUGUUAGCUAGGGUUAUAUGUCGACCAAGAUCUCGGUACAAUUCUCUCACUGCCAAGCAAGUGAAUCUAUCAAUUGUUAAAUCAACUUUGCUUUUCCCCAAUGUUUUAUGUAGCAAGCUUGUGUUAAGCUUUUACAUGUAUUUAAUUGUGUUUUUAUUUGAUAUUUUAAAAUUGAACAAUUGACCUUCUUUCAUGCAAUUAUUUUAUAACUAUAACAAUUCCUUGUGUUUUAAAAUAUAUUGCAUAUAAAACAUUCACCAUCAGACUAUUAUACAAGUAAUAAAGUUGUUAUUUAAAAAUUA
This is a messenger RNA of Ruditapes philippinarum (Manila clam), 4194 nucleotides long. RefSeq lists its product as uncharacterized. The transcript has a single exon. The record is from RefSeq and is a predicted model, not a curated record. Bases 12 to 2402 code for a protein of 796 amino acids. Lineage: Eukaryota; Metazoa; Mollusca; Bivalvia; Venerida; Veneridae.